Molecule: messenger RNA, 4220 nt
Organism: Calidris pugnax (ruff)
Lineage: Eukaryota; Metazoa; Chordata; Aves; Charadriiformes; Scolopacidae
Gene: TP53INP1
Product: tumor protein p53 inducible nuclear protein 1
Exons: 4
Coding region: 270-983 (237 amino acids)
Biological process (GO): positive regulation of DNA-templated transcription; autophagosome assembly
Cellular component (GO): nucleus; autophagosome
Source: RefSeq, a predicted model, not a curated record
UUAUAACAACAAAGGGCUCCGCGGGGGCGCGGAGUCGGCGCGGCCGCGGAAGCCGGGGAGAAAGAAGGGGUAUCAUCAUCAGCGGGGCCCGUCCCGGUUUCACACAAACUGUUUACCAGUCAUGCCUCUGCAUGUCCUCCUCUACCUAAGCUGAUACAGCAUCUAUGCACUUUAAUCUCCUCUAUGCCACUCUACUAGUACAGUGUGAGCUGUGCCUUGAACCUUGGAUAUAAAGACUUACCAGCCAAAGUCUUGUUCCUGCCUUAGUAAUGUUCCAGAGGUUAAAUAACAUGCUCAUGGGAGAGAUUAAUAGCUUGUCCAGCCAAGAGCCAGAGUUCAGUGAGAAAGAAGAUGACGAGUGGAUUCUGGUUGACUUUAUAGCAGACACUUGCACUAAUUGCUCGGCGGAGGAAGCGGACAUGGCUGAGGCAUCGGCUGCGGAUGGCUCGCCCGUCUUCUCCUGUUUGCCCUCUCCCUUGGAACGCUUGCCGGAGGCCAGCGAGUCGUGCUUCAUCCAGUUUGAGUCGUGCCCCAUGGAGGAGAGCUGGUUUAUCACCCCUCCCCCGUGUUUUACUGCAGGUGGAUUAACCACUAUCAAAGUGGAAACCAGCCCCAUGGAGAACCUCCUCAUAGAGCAUCCCAGCAUGUCUGUCUAUGCUGUCCACAACACCUGCCACGGCCUUAACGAGACUGGGUGUGGGGACGAGGAGUUUCACAGCCCAGGUAGUCCCAGACUGGAGGCCCGAAAUGAAACGGGACAGCGUGUUCACUGCUACGUCACAGCUCUUGCUACUCGCUCAACUUUUCUGGAAAAAAACAAGAGCUUUCGUCCUACCCACUGGAUAAAAGAACAUAAUGAAAGACACUAUCUCAACAGAAACGGUCUCCGUCGCCAAAACCUCACCAGGGAUUGCCACUCGCGGCAAAUCAAGCACAACGGACUGUUUGUUCACCAGCCUUGUCAGCGUCAGUUCAAUUACUGAUGGCUCUUGUGGUUUUUAAUCUAUGGUCUAAUUUGUUUUAGGUUGCUCUUGUUUUCAUGCAUAGGUAAGUGUGGUCGAUCUGAAGCUGAUCCUCAGUCCCUCAAACCCAAUCGUAACUAGCGUUGCGUUCUUUUGAAAUGACACCUAAAUCUCUAAACAUCAAUCACCCAGCAAGUCCUAAAUGUUGAUGUUAAAUUUCAGUGUCUUGGAAGCCUAUCAGUACAAUAGUUUGUGUGCUGUUUUAUAAAACUAUCACGUAUAGAUGGGUUCUUAGCUGGUUUUCUUUUUAAAAAGAAACUUAACUGAUACGGAAAUCAGUGACACUUUGCAUUAAUCAAAGUGGAGUUAGAAAAUUUUAAGGUUAGCCAUAUGCUGUAAAGACCACUACUUGACAGCUUGUGUAUCUGUCUGUACUCAGCCUUUAUGAUUACUUUCUAAUGAGGAAAUACUCUAGCUGCCAACAGGUAUUACAUAGCUAUGCUCAACUGUUACAAGAAGGACAUCUAAUCUAAAUUGCCUGGUACCCACUUGUGUUAGUGGAGCCUGUAGGUGUGUUGGGUACUAAUUAUGGGUAUUGGAUAAGGGUUAAAUGUCCCCCCUCAAUAUUGUUGCAGUGUGAUAUGGCACUGGUGUUACAGAUGUAGUACCUCACAGUGGAGUGGAAGAAAAAGUGGACCUGUGGGUUAAGUGCAGAGGCACGGCCCAGAGAGCCAAACUGGGUUUUACUGGGUACAGUUCGAGUUCUUACUCCCUUUCUCUAACUCUUUCCCUUUGUGUCUUCGAAAGAAUGUCCCCUACCCUAUUUCACUUGAUCUCUAGUCUAGUUAAAGGAAAAUGAUGGUGGAUCCACCAUUCUUUUAAUCUCAUCGUUGGCUGACUGCUCUUUAAAGUCAGGCUGAUGAAUAGCUAUUUCUGAGCUGCUGAUUGCUGUUAGAUUGUCUCCUAUUUACAGAUUGAGAGUAGCUCAAAAGUGGCUAGAAGGAAGGUUUUAUCAGAAGUUCUAAUUUUCUCUCUACGAAAAUGAAGUCUGAGUUAAUUGUGACUGGAAAUGAAGGGCAGUGUGUGGCAGGGAGAAGAGCAUGCUGAAAAACACUUUUGCAGAACUAAACACAGUGGUAACAGGGUGUGUAAAAAUGGAGAUUGGCAGUGGUGGUUCUCCUAGCCCAUCGGGGGCAGAAGGACUGGGUAGCAAUUCUGUGGGCCAAACAGGAAAGAAAAGCCAUUCAAAACUAACAAGCAGUUUUCUUAAGAACACCGAGUGAGAUGUUUUGGAAGUUGGCAGGCACUUAAAAAAAAAAAGUAAAGCUCACAUCUUAACAAAGAGUGUGUAGUACACAGCAGCCACGUGGCACGCUGAACCCUGACAGCUCAAUCUGGGGAGUAGGUUAAAUGGCUAUGGAGGUGAGGAAACAAAUCUGUCCUGAAAGAAGGGGGGGAAACAGAAGUAAACUUAUUCCCCCUUUCUGUCAGUGCUUCAUGUGACUUACUGUUUUUUUCCCUUGUGUUUAGUGCCUAGGGCAUUAAAGUGUUAACAUUACCUUCAACCAUGUCUUCCAGUAGUCCUUAUAUAGUCCUUAACAGAAGUUAGUGUAAGGAGCCAUGUGAGGCGUCUUUGAAAUCACACAAGAUCAAUAAUGUGAAUUAUUCCAGGCUUAUGAAGUGCUUUAAAUCCAGCUAAAUGCUUCAGUUUCACUGAAGUGAAAACCCAACAGUUUGGAUUAACCUUGAUGUAGUGGGACUGUUGCACGUCCUGCAGGUAGAACUGUUGUGGCACAUACUUAGUGUGCAGGAAACACCACUCAUAACCUGUGUCUUGCUGUAGAUGUGCUGCUUCACUGGGAUUAGUUGGGAUUGUUGCAAAGGGAUGUUGACAAAUAGUUAAAUGUAUAAAAGCAAAGAGGUGCUUUCCUGGAUAGACUAGUCUUAAAAAAAAAAAAAAGACUCGUUGAUUUCAUACCAACAGUGAAAGAAAACAAAAAUAGUCGCAUCAGGAGUUUCCAAAACAGAUUUUGUUACUACUCUUUUCAGCAGUGUGUGCCCAUGUCCAUAAGACAAUUCUUUUGUGGUCCAAAUACUCUGGUUUAUCUGCAAAUAGCUGUAGUUUCACCAGUCUCUCAGCUGUUCCUGAAAACUCUUACUUGCCUCAGACUAUCUACUUUUAUCACUCCAACUUUUUGCCUGGCUUGAACUUCCUUCUCCUCACUGCCAACUUUCUAGCUCAGGAAAAUUCUUUGCUUUCCUAUAUUUUUUUUCUUUUAUAUAAAAGUAACUACUCUCCUUCAGCUUUAAUUUUCUUAAAGUGAAAUGAAGGAAGAUGGAGUCUCCACCUCCCCAUGUUGGAAGGAAUAAGUGAUCCUUUAACUCUUAACAGGGGAUUUGGAGUUGAGAGUAUAAGGCUCCCAGGCAUUACAGUGGGAGCCUUGGUCCGUUCUUCUCAGUAGGCAAGUAAAUGCAACUUUAGACUGCUCCUAGAAUUGGGAGAUACUGAUCUUUUUAUACUACAUUACUAGAUGACUUUCUGGUGAUGAAAACCUAUAUCUUUCAGGAUAUAAACUGUUUUGUUGCACAAAGCUGUGCUUCUCGAUUUGUAAUAUUGGAAACCAUAUUAUUGUGUGAGAUAGUACUGCAUCAAUGGCUUUUUGUUAAUUUGUUUUACGUAUUUAUGUUGGUCUAGCCCUGUUUUGUGCCUGGAGCUAUUGGGCAAUUAGAUUUGUUUUGGUUUUCUGUUUUAAUAGUGAGCUGUGUGGCUUUUUAUAUGGUUUUUGAAUUGUAUUAAAGUGUGUGUUUUUACUUGUAAAAGUGGAGGCCUUGCACUGUCUCAUACUGAUUGACAUUCAUGAAUCUUGCUGAAACUGUAUUUUCAUAUGCAUUGGUCAAUAGACAAAUUUGCAUUUUAAACUGUGCCUUCUACACAGCAAACUUGAAGAUUCAAAAGGGACAUUUCAGUUAGAAUUAAUACUGUACAUCAGUCUAUGCAUAUAUGGCAGCUUCUCUCCAGAGCCACUUCUCUAUUUGUAGCAGUCCUUUUGAUACGGAAGAAUGUCUGGCUCUUAUUUUUUAAUAGUUUUAACACAAGCUGAAAACCGACGAAAUACAGCACUUUGCCAAAAAAGUAGCAUUGCUUAACCAGUGUGUAUUUACUAAAGCAAUCUUCUGUAUUUUGUUUUCAUAGUGCGCUCUGUGCACCAUGGGGAGACGUGAUCUUAACUCUCAAUAAAAAAAAUGGCCUAUUAAAAA